AUGGAGACCCGAAGGGAAGACGAGGCGAGAAGCUGUGACACACGACUUGUUCAACUGAAUAGAGGCGGUGGCGGUGGUGGUGGUGGCCUAUCCUUUCUGGAAAAGCUUGCCAAGAGUACUACACUACUCUGUCCGGAUCAGUGGCAAGCCAACGAGACGCAACUGCAAGCCGCCUCACAACGUGUCGCUGUUUUGGAAUCGACCAUCGCCUCACAGCAACGUGAACUCACUGUGCUCAAACAUCAAACGGAAGCUGAACGAUCUAAAAACGCCUUAUUUGAGGAACAACUUCGUCAGUUAUCUGAAGAACGUACGCAUUUGGCCGUCCAGAAUACCAAAUUUGCUGCACAGCUGCAUACAAUCAAUCAGGUGAGCGCUUGA
This is a messenger RNA of Echinostoma caproni, 381 nucleotides long. NCBI's taxonomy places the organism in Eukaryota, Metazoa, Platyhelminthes, Trematoda, Plagiorchiida, Echinostomatidae. The record is from the annotation of a GenBank genome assembly.